CCACCCGGGGGCGGCUGCGGGGCCGCCGGCGAGCACCUCCUUCCCCGCGGGCCCCGCCGCCCCGGGAGGGCGGGCCGCGCGGCGGGGGCGGGCGCCCGGUUAUAAAAGCGGCGGCGGCGGCCCCGGAGCGCUGCGGUCUCGCCGGCACCAUGCACGCUGCCCGCUGGCUGGGGCUGGCGCUGCUCUGCCUCUGCCGCCCCGCCGAGCCCUGGUACCGGCCGGCGGCCGGGCCCCGCCACUACUUGGUGGGCAGAGCCUCGGGGCUGCUCUCCGGGCUCCGCCGCUCCGACACCGGCGGCACCGCCGAGCCCGGCCCCGGUGCGCUGAUGCCCGGCUCGGCCCGCCCGCCCGCACGGCUCCACGCCGCGGCGCUGUGCGUGACGGAUGUGGCCCCCGAGCUGCGGAGCUGCCGGCUGCUGCCUGGAGCCGCCGGCGCUCUCCAGUGCAAGGCGGACGUGACCGUGUCCUUGGACCCUGUGGCGUGUGCGGAUGCCUGAGCCGGCACUGGUGGCUCCGUGGUGACAAUAAAUGUGCUUGGAUUGGC
Messenger RNA from Harpia harpyja (harpy eagle), 544 nucleotides. It is a transcript of the gene NPB, whose product is annotated as neuropeptide B. The transcript has 2 exons. Gene Ontology annotation, molecular function: G protein-coupled receptor binding. Gene Ontology annotation, biological process: G protein-coupled receptor signaling pathway; feeding behavior. NCBI's taxonomy places the organism in Eukaryota, Metazoa, Chordata, Aves, Accipitriformes, Accipitridae. Bases 150 to 497 code for a protein of 115 amino acids. The record is from RefSeq and is a predicted model, not a curated record.